Messenger RNA from Papilio polytes (common Mormon), 2160 nucleotides. RefSeq names its product transmembrane and TPR repeat-containing protein CG4050 (gene Tmtc3). The coding region runs from base 1 to 2160 and encodes 719 amino acids. Gene Ontology annotation, biological process: protein O-linked glycosylation via mannose. Lineage: Eukaryota; Metazoa; Arthropoda; Insecta; Lepidoptera; Papilionidae. The transcript is spliced from 12 exons. The record is from RefSeq and is a predicted model, not a curated record. Gene Ontology annotation, molecular function: protein binding; mannosyltransferase activity. Gene Ontology annotation, cellular component: endoplasmic reticulum.
AUGCUUAUGACACUUGACAGUGCCGGCGUGUGGUUAGGGCAGUUAACCGCCCAGGGCGCAAUGAAAAGGGCGGCACUGGACUGUGAAUUACACUGGCUUUCGCCCAGGGCGCUAGAGCAAUCCCACAAAUCGUACCGUCCGCUGACCGUGCUAACGUUCCGUUGGAACUACGCGGUGCACGGCUUACAACCCGCCGGAUACCACCUCGUUAAUGUACUGCUGCACGCGCUUGUCUCCCUACUAUAUUACAGGGUGUGCGCAAUGUUCCUACCAGAAUUUGCGAGUUUCGUGGCGGCCAUCUUGUUUGCGGUGCAUCCCAUACACACCGAGGCGGUGACGGGUGUGGUCGGCCGAGCAGAAAUGCUGUCGUCCGUGUUCUUCCUGGGGGCGUUGCUGUGCUACGCCCGAGCUGCCAGCAGAAGACGAUAUACAGAUUGGCGGUAUUUGGUUGCGUGCACGGGUUGUGUGGGUGUCGCCAUGCUGUGCAAGGAACAAGGCAUCACAGUAACCGCUGUUUGCGUCGUCUACGAACUCUUUGUGGCGCAAAAGCGCCGCGGCUUAGUGCUAAGUGGUCGGUCGUGGCUGGAAGCCUGGGGUAAAGCAGGCUGGGGCUGUGGAUGCGGUGAAGCGGCGCGUAGAGUUGCUACCGUAUGCUGUGCGACCCUGGCCCUGUUAGCAGCUCGCCUGCACGUAAUGGGCGCACAGCUGCCUGUUUUCACCAGAUUUGAUAACCCGGCGGGAGCUGCGCCGCCACCCGCUAGACAUUUAACGUUCGCGUACUUACCCGCACUGAACGCGUGGCUGCUAACGCUGCCCGAGGCCCUGUGUUGCGACUGGACCAUGGGCACAGUAGCAUUAUUGCGGUCCUGGAGAGAUCCUCGCAACAUGGCCACCGUCGCGCUGGCUGCACUCCUUAUAGCAGCCGCGGUACAUGCUCUCAGGACACGGUCUUCUGCAUUGUCUAUGGGUCUCGCACUACUAGUGCUGCCAUUCCUGCCAGCAUCGAACCUGUUCUUCCCCGUGGGGUUCGUAGUGGCGGAGCGAGUGCUAUACAUGCCGUCGAUGGGCUGGUGCCUGCUGGUGGCGCACGGCUGGCGGCUGCUGGCGCGCAGAAGAGCUACCGUCGCUGCAGGAGCACUCAUCUUCCUGCUACUCGCCUUCAGCGCCAAGACCUAUGUCAGGAAUUGGGACUGGAAGACUGAAUAUUCAAUUUUUGCGUCCGGACUUAAAGUGAAUCGUAACAACGCGAAGCUAUACAAUAACGUGGGCCACGCGCUUGAAGCUGAGGGCAAAUAUGCAGAAGCAUUGGAGUUCUUCAACACAGCAGUGAGCGUGCAGCCGGACGAUGUCGGGGCGCAUAUUAAUGUAGGCAGGACAUACAAUCACCUCGGACGAUACCAGGAGGCGGAGGAAGCCUACGUGAAAGCCAAAUCCUUACUCCCUAAAGCGAAACCAGGAGAAUCCUACCAAGCUAGAAUAGCUCCAAACCAUCUCAACGUAUUCCUAAAUCUAGCCAAUUUGAUAUCUAAGAAUGCGACCAGACUAGAAGAAGCCGAUAUGUUGUACCGACAAGCGAUCAGUAUGAGAGCUGAUUACACGCAGGCCUACAUAAAUAGAGGGGAUAUUCUUAUCAAAUUGAAUCGCACGAAAGAAGCACAAGAGGUUUAUGAAAGAGCAUUGUUAUAUGACAGUGGGAAUCCUGACAUCUAUUACAAUCUGGGCGUGGUACUGCUGGAGCAGGGCAAGGCGUCUCAGGCGCUGGCGUAUCUGGACAAGGCUCUGGAGCUGGAACCGGAGCACGAGCAGGCGCUGCUCAACUCCGCCAUCCUGCUGCAGGAGCUGGGCGCGGCAGACCUGCGGCAUCUGGCCAGACAGCGGCUACUCAAACUGCUAGAUAAAGAUGCGACGAACGAGCGCGUGCACUUCAACCUGGGCAUGGUGUGUAUGGACGAGGGCGACGCGACGUGCGCCGAGCGCUGGUUCCGCGCCGCCGUGCGCCUCAAGCCCGACUUCCGCUCCGCGCUCUUCAACCUGGCGCUGCUGCUGGCCGACCCCCCCCGACCCGCACGAGACGGACCCCUCAUAGCGAUACUAUCUGAACUGAACCGGUUUAAAGCGGUUUUAUCAGCAGAUGUGAUGACGAUAACUGGGAAACAUUAA